Messenger RNA from Podarcis muralis (Common wall lizard), 735 nucleotides. Lineage: Eukaryota; Metazoa; Chordata; Lepidosauria; Squamata; Lacertidae. The record is from RefSeq and is a predicted model, not a curated record.
AUGGAGACUAAGGAGGAGCAAGCUGACGGGCUGAUGUCUUCCAAGGUCUCCCCUGGUCCCCUCCUCUCCAAACCCCCCCUGCGGGUGAAAGAAGGCUCCCUGGUAGUCAGAUGGCUGAGAUUAGUGUCCUGCCUCCGGUUGUGUGCAUUCCUGAUGGAUAUUAUGGCCUGGAUGAUGUGCAUUGCCUCAAUAGCCAUUGUCAACUGGCGAGUGUGGCGUGUAGAAAACAUAAAGGGAAUUGGCUCUGGAAACAUCUGGAUCGGAAUCUGGCAGGUCUGUUUUUUGAAAGACCCUUUGAACGACGGAAACUAUUAUUACCAUUGUGAAGAGCUCCAUGAACAACAUCCAAACCUCCCGAGGGAAAUUUUUAUUGCUCAGGACUUAAUGGCCUUAGCUGCCAUUAUGAAUUCAGCGGCCCUUGGAUUGCAGUCAUUUGCCCUCUGCAAUGUGUUCGAGCCCAGAAAACAUAAGGAUUUUCUCUCAACCUUUUUUGGGCUUGGAGCUCUGCUGAACUUACCAGCAGGGAUACUCAUCCUGAUUUCCGUGAUAUGGAACAUGUCUGCUGUCUUACAAAAUGGGGGAAUUGACUUCCCUGAAACUUUUGAAUUGCCUCAAAUUCCCAGCGAGCAGCAUAUUGGACCUUCUAUUUAUCUAGGCUAUAUCGCUGCAGGUUUCCAAGCGGAAUUGGGCGACGUCCGCUUGGGGACCCAACCCUCUCCAGUGUCUGGGCCCUGA